Molecule: messenger RNA, 2497 nt
Organism: Thunnus maccoyii (southern bluefin tuna)
Lineage: Eukaryota; Metazoa; Chordata; Actinopteri; Scombriformes; Scombridae
Gene: hes2.1
Product: hes family bHLH transcription factor 2, tandem duplicate 1
Exons: 3
Coding region: 1033-1776 (247 amino acids)
Biological process (GO): anterior/posterior pattern specification; regulation of transcription by RNA polymerase II; regulation of neurogenesis
Cellular component (GO): nucleus
Molecular function (GO): DNA-binding transcription factor activity, RNA polymerase II-specific; protein dimerization activity; RNA polymerase II cis-regulatory region sequence-specific DNA binding
Source: RefSeq, a predicted model, not a curated record
UGCACGGUUAUGGCGCGUGCCGAACGCGUGAAUCCUACCGGCAGCUCGCUGCACAGUUUGGCUUAAUGGUCAACAGCAGACAUCGACACUCUGUGGUGAUGCUGAACUGAAAACUGUAAUUAAGUUUCUAACAUCUUCAUUAGAUUUAUAUUGUUGCAUUCUAGUGUUUAUGAGAUUUUUAUAGCACUGGAACUUCCAAAAGGUUUAGUCUUUUAUACUGGAUCAUAAAACUGGUAGCCUAUCACCCCUCCAGUGUUGGAGCAGUGUGUCUCAUGGCUCUAUGAUCGCAGAUGCACGCAACUCUCUGCGCAGCACUGCGUUAGUUCCAGGUUGUCCAUGUCACCCAGUCUCCUCCCCCACUGCUCCAGGUAAACACCGUGUUGUUGAUAUUGGAAACAAGCUGCUGAGGGUCCACAAGCAGAUGUUAAUCCAUAUAUAGCGUGGCUUGGGUAUCUGGUUUUAUUAAUUUUAGGAAUAGAUUAGUUCUGUCACGUCAGAAACACUCAUCUGGUUCUGUGUUUCUUUUGUUGUGGCGGUAAACAAGCGGUCCAUAAGCAUUAAUACACGGAAUUUAUUCAUUUAUUUCGAUAUUUUCAUUAUUUCCAUCCAACUUUUUAAUUGUUCAUUUAUAUAAGUGCAACUUUUAGUUGUCACAUCAAAAAAAAUAAAUAUUUUACUGAUGUGGCUGUUCACUAUCAGGGAAUUAGAUGCAAAAAUAAGCAAACUGUAAGAUUAUAAAUUUACAACAAAGGCAGACAAAGAAAAAAGAAAUCCUUCCUAUAGAAAAUGACACGAGAUGCUGUCUUGUAUAGCCCGUCUGUUAAAGAAAAACAACACUGUUAGAUUGUUUGUAUGUGUAAUUAGAUCUUGGAUGAACGUUGAAGCGUUAAAUUUUAAACGCAAUAAAGCGCAACAUCAUCACGAAACUCCGCAUACCAGCGGUACACGGAAGGGACAAACUCGACCAGAUGGUCUAGACAGGAGCUCCACUCAUUUCCCAAAGGCAUUGCCCCCCUCUGUCAAACCCCCAGCAUGAUGGCUUGUGUUCCCUCCCCUCUGACGCGCCGGACCCACAUAAAUAGGAGGCUCUCCAGAUCUGUGGCACACUUCAGCUCAGCCGCUCCAAGAGCAAGUAUCUCCCCUCAAAAAACACUACAAGCAGAAAACGAAAUGAGUCCCAGCAUCACUACUGAGGCCAACCAGCCUCUCCCUGCCAGGUCCACUGUGGCCCAGAGAAAACAAGCCAACGAGCUGAGAAAGACUCUGAAACCAUUGCUGGAGAAGAGAAGACGUGCUCGUAUUAAUGACAGUCUCAGUCAUUUGAAGAGCCUGAUUCUGCCUCUGGUUGGCAAAGACAACGCACGCUACUCCAAGCUGGAGAAAGCUGAUAUUCUGGAAAUGACCGUCCGGUUCCUCAGAGACCUUCCUUCCAGCCCAGUCAAAGACUCUGCAGACAGUUACAAGGAAGGCUACAAAGCCUGCCUCCAGCGCGUCUCCGCUUUGCUUCCCAAAACAAGCCUGGACCAAGACGCGUGCCAGCGGGUUAACGACUUCGUCCAGCGGUCCAUGUCCGCGACAGUCACCCCAACUUGUCUGAACUGCUGCGCCCAGAGCUCCAAAACCUUCCCUCAGAUCCAACAGAGACUCCUGAGCCUCAGAUCCAGCUUCAACUCCAGACUGGAGAGCCAGUCCCGCAGCAGCAGCGGCGAAGUGGCUCACAGUCGAGCGCAGCCAGGCCCGCAGGCUGUCAGUGCUGCCAUGUGGAGACCUUGGUAGAUUAGAUGGACAUUUAUCUAUGUGUUAUUUAUUUUGUGAUGUUAUUUAAGCUAUUUGUAUUCCUAUAACCGUAACCUUAGCGAUUUAAGAAGAAAUGUUGGAGUUGCUGUAUAAUGACUUUAAUAAGCAUUUGGCUCAUUUUGCGUUUAAUGCCAAAAGGCACACGAGCACAGAUCUCAAAGAAACUGUAAAGUCUAUGAGCUUUUUAAAAUGCAAUCCUCUUUGGGGUUUCAGAGAUAUGGGUUGUAGACAACACUUUUGUAAAACCCCAAGGGUUAUUUUGUUUGAGGUUUGCACGAUGGACUUAAAAGUAUUUUGGUCUGUGCAAAAGAAUAGUCUGUAAACACUAUGUGUUAAAUAGGAUUAUACAUUAUUCAUUGACGGCAUGUAAGAAAAAAACAUGUUUCGUGACACUUCAAAUGUUUUGUUAUUGACGAACUUUUUUCAAUAAAUGUUCUGACGUCGAAGAUUUGUGGUUUGAUCUCUUUUUGUGGUGGUCUACGGAUCUCAAAUGUCUCAUUAAUCUCAGACAUCUUGAUGAGAGGAAUCUCAGGGCUAAGAAAGCAAUGAAAAAGGCGCGCAAACGCAUAAAGCCACAGGUCAUCCUGAGCCUAUUGAUGCUGAUGAGCAGCUGCUCUAUUGUUGCUGGAUGAGAGGCGCCUCUCUGUUGCCGCCAAAUUGGUGGGAAGAAGUUGGACUGGUUGUGUGAUGGGACACACAC